This is a messenger RNA of Dichotomopilus funicola, 2649 nucleotides long. RefSeq lists its product as uncharacterized. The transcript has 5 exons. Lineage: Eukaryota; Fungi; Ascomycota; Sordariomycetes; Sordariales; Chaetomiaceae. Gene Ontology annotation, cellular component: nucleus. Gene Ontology annotation, biological process: regulation of transcription by RNA polymerase II. Bases 1 to 2649 code for a protein of 882 amino acids. The record is from RefSeq and is a predicted model, not a curated record. Gene Ontology annotation, molecular function: RNA polymerase II transcription regulatory region sequence-specific DNA binding; DNA-binding transcription factor activity, RNA polymerase II-specific.
AUGGUGAACCAUUCUCAGUUCCCCCAGCAGGGCCGCUAUAUGCACCCUAAUCUCGGUAACGUUUCGCCCACUUCGCCGACCGCGUUCACUCCGCAUAGCCAUGGACAGCCUGGGGAUCUCGCUAUGUCGUCAGUUUUCACAUUCCCACCGAUGGCGGCGUCAAGCAACAACGAGUUGAUGGGUGAGCUGCAGUCUUUGGUUGGUAGCCAUAGCCAGCAAGAUGUAUUGCACUCCACGUAUCCUAGGAUGAAAGACCGAGGAGGGCCUUGGAACCCCUUGAGCGUGGCGAGGCAGUCAGUGGGUUUAUCGUAUCCCCAGGCUAUCCCAAAUUUCACCGGGUAUCGAAGCGUUGCGCCUUCGGAGAUCGAUACUAUCAGUCAAAGCGCGAAAAAUCCGACCGACUCUGGGUAUGGAAGCCACACCAAACUAAGCAUUGGAAAUGCCUCAAUCCUCAGUGGCGAUAUGGAUUCAACCUUCGAAACGCAAAACAUCACCUUUCGCAUGCAGGCGAUGCUGGGCCGAGAUGACGUCUCCAUGAGUGGAGAGAGUUGGGGGCGGGACUCACGAAGCCAGAGACCUGGGGUGCCGGGAUCGCGGACUACCAAGAAGCUCGUUUGUCCAGUGUGCCAUGAUUCGGUCAAGACUCGCUCGGAGUUGACCAAACACGAGGCCAGACAUAAUAAGCCUUUCAAAUGUCCCGUUCAAGGCUGUGCGAAGGCGGAUGGAUUUGGCACCAAAAACGAUCUUGAUCGUCACAAGAAAUCCGUGCACAAGAUGGUGACAGGAGAUGAGCAUGUGUACCGUUGCAAUUUGGGAGCCUGUUCGGACCGAGGCAAGGAUUGGCCUCGCGCCGACAACUUCCGGCAACAUCUGAAGAGAAAGCACCAACUUACGGAUGUGGACUUGAAGCAGUUCACCUUUUUGAGCACACCGGUACAACAAGCCAGCCAUGACGCAAUAUCAAUGGAGACCACUAGUGCGGGUGCGUCCUUGAUGGCGAGUCCAACGUCGCAGAUGGUUUGGCAAAAGCCCGAUGACACCACUAUCGCAUCCGACCACUCGUUUUCCAAUGAAAACUCAGGGCCGGCCGAGACGACCGACGAGCUGUCGUAUCGGCAACCCAUUUCCAUGGGGAUCUACUUGUCUCAAAACCAGACACAAAACCCUAGCCUCGCUACCGCUCAUGAACUGUCUCUUGCUCACGUCGGUGUUUCUGGGUCGUCUACCCAAACUGGGGAAGCUUCCAUCGAACGGCCCUCGCAAGAGCAGCGCCAAUUGGAAUGUAUCUCUCCUAAUGUUUUGACACAACCCGCCGCGGGAAUCGGACUUCUCGAUCAGUUCGAGACCUCGGAACAACCGAUGGACUUGGACGUGAGCCCCACGCCAAGCGUCCCCCCUGGAGAGUUUCAGUCUGAGGUGGAUGAGCUAGAGUCAAGGAUGCAGGAGGAACUGGGCGGCGCCAGCGAGUUAGCGCAUACAUCGGUCUCCGAGGAUGGUCUCUGUAGAGACCACGACGACGAGGACGACGACGAACCUUUGGAUGACCUGUCAGAUGCUCGUUCCACCAUUCUCCGCAACACUGGUGCCCAGUACAUUAAAGCAGACGUUGUCUCUGCGCGAUCGUCCCCUUCUCAUAUACUCCUAGGAACCGAAACACCCCGACCGAUUGACCUCGAUGACGAGACACAGAUGGCCGCCGUCAUUCGGAGGUUGAUCGAGAAGGGCGAGCUUGAAACAAUGCUGAAGAAGUGCGGAUACCCAACAUCAAUCGAGGCCAAAGCAGACAAGCCCCAAACCCCAACGACUGUUUCUACGGCUACAAGCAAACCGACUCGCACAAAGAACAAAUGCGAAGUAUGCGGGAAAUUCUUUCACCGACCUUGCGAGCUCAAGAAACACCGCAAGCGUCAUGCGAAGCCCUACUCGUGCACCUUCCCCAGGUGUGAGAAGAGUUUCGGAAGCAAAAACGACUGGAAGCGCCACGAAAACAGCCAGCACAUCCAGGAUGAGAUUUGGCGCUGUACCGAGGAGCCCAUCGACCGCCCCGGCCAACAGGAGUGCGGUAAGGUUUGCUAUCGCCGCGAGUCACUCAAAUCGCACCUCACAAAGGACCACGGCAUUCACGACCUAGUCACGCUCGACAAGAAACUGGCCGAGUGCCGAAUGGGCCGUAACUUUGAGUCGCGCUUCUGGUGCGGUUUCUGCCAAAAGACGAUUGAGCCAACCGGCAGGGGCGGUCCUGUCCAUAGCGAGAGGUUCGAUCAUAUCGAAAACCACUACAAUGGCCGAGACGGGUUGGAGAAAGUCGACAUCAAGGAUUGGAAGUAUAUCGAGAAUGACCAGGGCGAGUCGCCCACCACCUCCACUCACGCCUCUGCCCACGUCUCUGCUCGCGCUUCUGCGAACCCCUCGGUCGCCGCCACGCCGAACGUCAGCGCUACUACACCUUUGCCGGCGUCGCGGACGCAAGGGAAACAGACCGACAAGCUAAACAAGAGGAAUAAUGAGGGGAGCGGAGAGGAGGGCGCACCGAAACCAAAGCGGCUCAAGGAUGGGAAAGAGAAGUACCGUUUUUGGAUUUGCGUAAGUUCCCUCGUCCUCAACGCUAUCAUAACAACGCAUCAACCCUUACGUGUGUGCUUGAGCUAA